CCGGACACAAGGGAAUAUGAAACGGAUGUUUGUUAUUUGUGUACGUUGGUAUCCAACUUUCGUACCAGUGUUUGUGGGUGUUUGGUUUUUUAUUUUAUUUAGCAUCGUCUAUAGAGCACAAUUUCCAUACAAACACGUUUCUUUACAAAAAAGGAUUUCGGAAACAUUUGUUUUCGAUAUUGAAUAUGAUUCAACAAAACAUUCUGAAAAUACUAUUUUCCAUGUGGAGCCAUGGAAUUACGAUUACGAUUCGGACGACGAAUUGUUGACAACUCCAUUAUCACUGAAAGUAGCAUCAACUCGAACAUAUUCAGUCUCGACAUCGGCUAAAAUAACAGCAUCAUCUUCUACGGAAAGGUCAAGUGCGCUGCCACCUAAAGAACCUACUGAACUAACAACUAAAUUCCAGGGAAGGACUUUUCAGAAAAUGGCGACUCUGGAAAUUUAUGAUUCAAAGUUUACAGACGAAUUUGACCACGGUGUGUCUCGUGACAUACUGGACCUACUGCCUGUUCGGACUCACAUUUUAGACAUGUCAAUCCCUGAAAAAGAUGUGAAAUAUAACGCUGGACGAAUUUUCCAUCAACUGAAUCACGUGUCAAUAAAGUAUAACUCCGCCAAUGUCAAGGUUGUUUAUCUCUCAGGAAAGCAAGGUUUUUGGCACCAUCCGCCAGGGAUGGCGGCGUUUGAGCAGUGUCGUAUAAAGGCAUGUAAGAUAACAUACGAUACAAAACAUGGAGCUGACGCUGACGCAGUUGUGUUUAGUAACCCUGGGCAACUUCCACGGAUACCUCCAUUUCCGAGGAAGUCUCCGAAUCAAGUAUGGGCGGUAUCUAUGAUUGAGUGCCCAAUGAAUUCUAGGACGCUGAAAAAGUACAACGGGCUUUUUAAUUGGACCAUGACUUAUCGAACUGAUUCAGUGAUAGAAACACCGUAUUUCAAAUACCAGAAAUAUAAGGACGUUUACACUAAGACAAACAUUACGACAAAUUACGCCAAUGGGAAGACAAAAAAAGUUGCUUGGUUAGUUUCUAAUUGCAUGAUGACAAGAAGUGGGAGGAUGGCUUAUGCUAAAAAACUUGCCAAAUAUAUUGAAGUAGAUAUUUAUGGUGCAUGCGGAACAAAACGCUGCCCCCAGAUAGAGGAUGAAAAAUGUAUGCGCAUGCUCGAGACUGAUUACAAGUUUUACCUGGCGUUCGAAAACACCAAAUGUCUGGAUUACGUCACCGAAAAAGCUGUCAAGGCGUUAAAAAACAAAGUAAUACCAAUAGUGCUAGGCGCCCCGAAGGCCACAUAUCAGUCGAUACUUNUUAGACUAAACAAAGUAAUACCAAUAGUGCUAGGCGCCCCGAAGGCCACAUAUCAGUCGAUACUUCCAAGCGGAUCUUUCAUUCAUGUAGAGGACUUCCGGUCUCCUGAGGAACUUGCGCAGUAUUUACACAAAUUGGACAAAAACGAUACUUUGUAUAAUGAGUACUUCCGUUGGCGGGAGGAGGGCGAGUUCAUUGAAACAAAGCCAUGGUGUCGACUGUGUGGGCUUCUGCAUGAACCCCUCCUGCCCCCCGUGUGGUACAAUGACAUUGAACAGUGGUGGCGACCAAAGGAUGUUUGUAUCGGUAAAUCGGAUUGGGCGGAUACAUUGUCAUGACGGUGAACCUCAAUAAAAAUAAAACCUGACCCUGUCAUGAAAUUUACGUACUAUAAGUAUGUUCCAAGCAUCACUACGUGUAUUUCACAGCAGUACAGUUUGAUAGCAUCGUCUUUCUCCAAGCAGAGGAAGAAGGAGGAAUGGUCGACAUGUCAAGCUGACAAACAUGAAGCUUACCAAGCCGAGGGUUCGGAUCCCAAAUCUCAACCACUAGGAGUGAUUUUUCGGAUACGUUUAUCCACCAACUUUUCAGUUUUCAGUCCCCGUCCUAGAAUGAAGGCAAGCUUAACACGGUGACCUGGAAGUAGGACCUGCUUUAGGUUGAUACAAUACAUACUUAAUACGAAAGGUUUAUUUUAUGUUUGAUACGCACACAUUUACUUAUUUGUCUAGUGGGACUACACUUUUCUACACUAUUGACUAUCUUUGCUCAGUCCCGACAUAUUCCUAUGGUGUUUAGUAACAGUAAUUGGUAGGAGAAAAGGUGCAAUGUUUCCGCUUUGUGUGAGGGAUAAAGCCUGGGGAGUUAAAUCAAAAGGGUGGAAUCUCAGCCCUCGGGGUAAGAUUAACUGAUGUAUAGCUCUCUCCGACGUCUCGGGCUCGACAUAUAUAUUUUUCUUUCUUAAUUUCAAAGUGUGGAAAGGGAACCUCGAUAAUUCAUUCACCCUUUUUACAAGCAAAAGUGGCUGGUUUAGGAGACAACUCGAUUACUGGGACAGAUUUUUACAGGAAAAAUCACAGUUAUGCAUCCAAACAAUACGAAAACCGGAUAAGUGGUGGCUGGAUGAUCGAGGUUCGACUUUUAGAUCUAAUCAUAGCAAAGUUAACGUUAUUAAAAGUCUUCAAAGUGUUAAAAUCUUGACGUUAAGCUAACUAUACAUUGAACAACUUGGCCUAUAUUGUAUUAUUACUAUUUACUUAUUGUUGAAAAUUAUUUAUUUGUAUUUGUAGCUCUAACGAUUAAGUUUGCUGGCGGGCUUUUUUGUCAAUGCCUUGCGGAUUGGGACUCCGGGGCUCCGCACCCAAUGUUUAUUUUUAUAUUUCUCAACAAUAACAAUUUAUCAAAGCUUGAACACAACAGUAAUAUAAUUUAUUUACAUUGUAUAUGGCGUUUGAUUUAUUUGUUUUAAUGAAUAUCAGAAAAAUGAAUACUGUCUAUAAUUAAAUGACUUAAAUGAUACGACAUGCUUAAGAAUAAGAUACUCAAGCA
This is a messenger RNA of Mizuhopecten yessoensis (Yesso scallop), 2858 nucleotides long. RefSeq names its product glycoprotein 3-alpha-L-fucosyltransferase A-like. The record is from RefSeq and is a predicted model, not a curated record. Gene Ontology annotation, cellular component: membrane. Bases 17 to 1648 code for a protein of 543 amino acids. Gene Ontology annotation, molecular function: alpha-(1->3)-fucosyltransferase activity. The transcript has 3 exons. Lineage: Eukaryota; Metazoa; Mollusca; Bivalvia; Pectinida; Pectinidae.